AUGCGCAUCCUUCUCACCGGUGGCGCCGGCUUCAUCGGCUCGCACGUCGCCGAGCGCCUCGCGUCGAGGCAUCCCGAGUACACGAUUGUCAUCCUGGACAAGCUCGACUAUUGCUCGAGCUUGAAAAAUCUCGAGCGCGCGAAAGAAUGCGCGAACGUGCGGUUCGUCAAGGGCGAUGUGCGUUCGUUCGAUUUAUUGAGUUACGUCUUGCAAAGCGAGCGCAUCGACACCGUCAUGCACUUCGCCGCGCAGAGUCACGUGGACAACUCUUUCGGGAACUCGUACGAGUUCACGAAGAAUAACAUCGAGGGCACGCACGCGUUACUCGAGGCGUGCGUGCGAGCGCAGAAGACCGAAAUUCGACGAUUCCUGCACGUGUCCACGGAUGAGGUAUACGGGGAAAAUCUCAUGGAUUCAAACACCGAGCACGCGUCGCUCCUGACGCCCACCAACCCGUACGCCGCGACCAAGGCGGGCGCGGAGAUGCUCGUCAUGGCGUAUGGACGCUCGUACGGACUACCGUACAUCAUCACUCGCGGAAACAACGUGUAUGGGCCGAAUCAGUAUCCAGAGAAGGCGAUUCCAAAGUUUUCAAUCCUCGCGAAACGCGGGGAAAAGAUUUCGAUACACGGCGACGGCGACGCGACGCGUUCGUACAUGCACGUUGACGAUGCGUCUUCGGCGUUCGAUGUCAUUCUCCACCGCGGGACGACGGCGCAGAUUUAUAACAUCGGCUCGCGCGAAGAGCGGACGAUCUUGUCCGUCGCUCGGGAUGUCUGUAAGCUCCUCGAUCGCGACCCGGAAACGACCAUCGAGCACGUGAGCGAUCGAGCCUUCAACGACCGAAGAUAUUUCAUCGAUUGCUCAAAGCUUUUAGCGCUCGGAUGGCGACAAGAAAAGUCCUGGGACGUCGGUCUCGCGGAAACCGUGCGUUGGUACUCGAAUAACGACUUGAGCGCCUACUGGGGCGAAUUCUCACCUGCGUUGCGCCCGCACCCUUCGGCGAGCGCGGACGGUCGACGACGAUCGCUCGAGUUUGAUUUCACAAACGAGCUUGAUGAUUGCACGACACUGGCUUUGUAAGUGUGAGUGAUUGGAACUCCAGAUUGUGGUUCAAAUUGGUCCAAUCCCGAGUCGACGAAAGUCUUUUUCCAAGUUUUUUUCCAAGAAUUAUUUGCGUACAUCAUCAGCUUGCACUCGCCUCCCGGUUUGAGAGUCA
Ostreococcus lucimarinus CCE9901 is the source of this 1219-nucleotide messenger RNA. RefSeq lists its product with no specific name. The transcript has 2 exons. The record is from RefSeq and is a predicted model, not a curated record. Gene Ontology annotation, molecular function: dTDP-glucose 4,6-dehydratase activity. The coding region runs from base 1 to 1083 and encodes 360 amino acids. Lineage: Eukaryota; Viridiplantae; Chlorophyta; Mamiellophyceae; Mamiellales; Bathycoccaceae. Gene Ontology annotation, biological process: nucleotide-sugar metabolic process.